AUGACGACAUUACUAUUAUGGAUCAGUCAAGCAGUCUUCGUUUUUUUUCUUACAAUUUUGUACCAAAUAUUGUCAGGUGUUAUAAUUAUCAUUUCAUUAGCACAGUGCUCACAUAAAAAGCCUCAAGUUAGAGAUCAGGAGGAGAAAGCUGAGAUAAAGAAAGAAAAAAUCGGAAAUACUCCAGCACCAGAGGAGAAAAUGGUAGAGAAACAGGAAAAAGGUAGCAAUCCGAAUGAAAAAAACAAGGCAGCACCGGAAGAACAACAUACUUCAGCCGUUGAAGAUGCCGAAAAAGAAAAAGAACGGUUAAAAGAGGUAGAGGAAAAACGCAUUGAAGAAAUAAAACCUAAAAUAAUGAAACGAAACGCUAAAGAGGAAAGAAUAGCGAAAGGUAAGGAAACACGUGGCAAAGGCGAUUAUCCAACCAUGGAUGAUGUAUUGAGCGACUGGGAUUCUGAAAGAGAUGGUAAAAAAAAAAAUGAGGAUGAUGACCAGAAAUCAAGAGCCAACACAAAUCUUGAAGACCUUGACGACCUGAAAAGGAACGAAGAAAAAAAACCAGCGGAAAGUGGUGGUGCGGAAGAGAAGAAAGAGGAUGAAGGCGGUAAAAUUUGUUAUUUCUGUACCGACCGUUACAACAAAGCCUAG
Molecule: messenger RNA, 648 nt
Organism: Loa loa (African eye worm)
Lineage: Eukaryota; Metazoa; Nematoda; Chromadorea; Rhabditida; Onchocercidae
Exons: 7
Coding region: 1-648 (215 amino acids)
Source: RefSeq, a predicted model, not a curated record